Messenger RNA from Rubroshorea leprosula, 4799 nucleotides. The record is from the annotation of a GenBank genome assembly. Lineage: Eukaryota; Viridiplantae; Streptophyta; Magnoliopsida; Malvales; Dipterocarpaceae.
GAAGUUGAUCAUUGAGGGCUGUGAUAAUUUGGAAUAUCUAUUCACAUCUUCUGUGGCUAGAGAUCUGGUAAUGCUUGAACACCUUGAAAUAGGGGGAUGCAAGAAGAUGGGAAAGGUUCUUCUUACAGAGAAUGUAGAAGAAAAUGGGAAUUUGAUUUUCCCUCAACUGAGGAUUCUAGAGAUACAAGGCCUUCCAAAACUAGAAAGAUUCUGCCACGGCAAUUACAUCAAAUUCCCUUGCCUUUCGCAACUUUUGAUCAUGAGCUGCCCUGUAUUAAAGACGUUCAUCUCAUCAAGCUCUAGUUUUGACACUGGUAUACUUCCUCUAUUUGAUGCAAAGGUGACAUUCCCCGAACUUGAGCAACUAACGAUUGAAUUUAUGGAAGGCUUGGACAAGAUAUGGGACUACCUACUUGAUACAAGUUCUUUUUGCCAACUAAAUUAUCUUAGUGUGAAUUCAUGUAACAAGCUACUAAAUAUUUUCCCAUUUAGUAUGCUGGAAAGGCUUCAGAGACUAGAUAAGUUAGAGAUACGAAGCUGUAAUUCACUUGAAGAGAUAUUUGAGUCUCAAGGGCUUGAUGCUGGCCAAUCACAAACUCAAAAAUUCAUGCCACCAACUUUGAUGGAAUCUUGUGCAAAGCUCGUGUUUCCAAAAUUGACACAGCUAGAUCUUUAUUUUCUGCGCAAACUAAGGGCCUUAUGCCAUCAAGUGCAUGCUACUGAAUGGCCAUCAUUGAAAAGACUGACGGUCCUUGGAUGUGAAAAACUACAGAUAUUUGCUUCAGAACUCUCAAGCUUCCCAAGAACAAAUGGAGAUGACCAACUUGAAGUUCCUUUUUUCUGGACAAGCAAGGCUACAUUCCCUUGUCUAGAAGAACUGGAAUUGAAUAAGAAUGAUAUUAUGAAGGAGAUAUGGCAUGGACAAUAUCCAGGGGAUUAUUUUCCCAAACUAAAAGUUCUUAAACUCAUCCAAUUACCUGAGCAAUCAGUUGUCCACCCUUUCCUCUUUCAGUCACCAAAUCUUGAAAGGCUUGUUGUUAGUGAAGCUUCCUUUCUUGAACUAUUCCAGUGUCAAGGACUUGGUGAUAAGGCAAAACCUGCACUUGCACUUACUGAGUCAAGUGAAUUAAGAUUAUCUGAACUUUUGGAAUCAGUUUUCUAUAACCUGAAAACCCUGGAAGUGUUACAGUGUAGCAACUUAAAGAAUUUGGUGCCAUCCUUUGUAUCUUUCAAGAAUUUGACAACUUUGGAAGUAUCUGCAUGUCAUGAACUCAUAAAUUUAAUUGAAUACUCAACAGCCAAAAGCAUGGUGCAGCUCACAAAAAUGAGUAUAAGUAAAUGUCAAAUGCUAAAAGAAAUUGUGGCGUGUGUGGGUGAAGAAGUUAUGGAUGGCAUUGCUUUCAGCCAACUCAAGUAUUUGCUACUUCGUGGUCUACCAAGACUAGCAAGCUUUUGCUCAAGGAAUUGUGGCUUUGAACUUGCAUCUUUGGAAGAAGUAAUUGUGAUGGGUUGCCCAAAUAUGCAGAUCUUCUCUCGAGGGGAAUGUAGCACCACUAAUAAACUGCAAAAAGUGAAAUUGACUCUGGAUGAAGAUGAAGGGUUCUGGGAAGGCAACCUGAACUCCACCAUAAAAAGGAUGUUCACAGAAAAGGCUGGAUGUUAUGGGUUGGAGGAUUUGAAACUCUCCGAAUUUCCUGAAUUGAUUGAAAUUUGGUACAUGAAGCCUCAAGAAAACUUGCCUUUCAAAAGGCUUAAAUUUCUAGAAGUUUGUAAUUGUAGCAAUUUGACAUACCUUCUAAACCCUUCCAUGGCUUUGGGCCUUGUACAAUUGGAUGCUCUGAAAGUCACAAACUGUGCCAUGAUGGAGCAAGUGAUAACUGGAGAAGGAGCUGAGGAGAUGUUUCCUCUGCUAAACUCUAUUCUUUUGGAGUCUUGUUCCAUCUUGACAUGUUUCUAUGAGGGAAGCACUAGGUUGAAGUUUUCAAGUCUAAAACAAAUUACUGUAGCUUACUGCCCAAAUUUGUUGACAUUUGCUUCUUCAUUUUCAAGAGAGCAAGGGACAGAGAUGACUGCCAAUGGCAAAGGAAGUGAACAAAGGCCUGAAACCUCUAUUCAACCGUUCUUCAGUGAAGAGGUUGUGUUACCAUGCCUAGAGGAGCUGCAAUUACGUUGGAUGAAUGUUAACAUCAAAUGGCACACUUCAAUAACAUAUUUAUGUGUGGAGAAACUAAAGAAAUUGAUCAUUCAAGGCUGUGAUAAUUUGGAGUACUUAUUCUCAUCUUCUGUAGCUAGAGGUCUAGUGAUGCUCAAUCGAGUUGAAAUAAGGGAAUGCAAGAGGAUGAGAGAGAUUAUUGUCACAGAGAAUGCAGAAGAAAAAGAGGAUUUAAUUUUUCCUCAAUUGAACUUCCUAUUACUAAAAGACCUCCAAAACAUUGUUGGAUUCUACUCAGGGAAUUGUAUUGUUGAAUUCCCAUCCUUAAGGCAAUUGCAAGUAUUGAACUGCCCAAAGUUGGAAGGAUUCAUUGUUAAACAUUUUGCAAGCACAAAUGUCAUUGCUGACAAACAACCACUCUUCAAUGAACAGGUUGCUUUUCCCAACUUGGAAAGUCUGACUCUUACCCACUUGAAAAACUUGGAUAUCAUAUGGCACAACCAAUUCCAUGCAGAUUCCUUUGGCAAACUAAAGUCAUUAAUGGUUAGUGAUUGUGAGAAGUUAUCCACUAUUUUUCCAUCUGUUGAUAUGCUGGGAAGAAUAUGGAAAUCCCUAGAGGAGUUAAUUAUAUCUGAUUGUGGGUCGUUAGAAGUGGUAUUUGGAAUUGCCGAGUUUAAUGUCAAACAAACACAUGCUAUAAUAGACACCAAGUUGAGAGAAUUGAAUAUUGAUGGUCUACCAAGAUUGAAGUAUGUGUGGAAUAAGGAUCCCCAAGGAAUACUCACUUUCCACAGCUUGGAAUUAGUAGUUAUAGAACGUUGUGACAGACUCAAAUUUUUGUUUCCAGCUUCAAUAGGCAAAAGCCUUUCGCAACUUCAAAAGCUACAUUUAGCGAAGUGCGGGGUGGAGGAAAUUGUUACAAUGGGAGAACAAGGAAUUGAAGCAAUUGUUAACUUUGAAUUUCCUCGACUGUCAAGUCUUAAGCUUGGGUGGCUACCAAGACUCCAAUGUUUCCAUCCAGGGAAGCACACGGCAGCGUGGCCAAAAUUAAAAAAGUUCCACUUUUCCCUUUUCAAUCAAGUAAAGAGAACAGAUGGCAGUUGGCAACUUGAUUUCCCUGUACGACUGCCACUUUUCUCCAUAGAGAAGUGCCCCAAAUUGAUGAUCUUUAAUGAGGGUGACCUAAACACACCACUACUGCAGAGAGUAGAAUUAAUUGAAGGAGAGGACAACUGGCGUUGGGAAGGUGACCUUAAUACCACCAUACAAAGAAUGUAUAUGGAAGAGGUUGGAUUUGCUGGGUUACAACUUUUGAUGCUGUCAACUUUUCCCAAGUUAUUGGAAACAUGGCAUAUCAAGAAUCCUCAAGAACUCUUAGAUUUUAGACAACUUCGAGUACUGGAAAUUUGUGAUUGUAGCAAGUUCAGAAAGUUGUGUGUUGAGGGUUGUGGUAAUUUGGAAUAUCUAUUGACAUCCUCCAUGGUUAAGAGUUUUGAGCAACUAAAUUGGCUCAAGAUUUGUGAUUGCAAUAUGAUGGAAGAGGUAAUACUUGUAGAAGAAUCAAUGGAUGAGGAAAAGAUGUGCAAGACUUUCUUCCCUAACCUGGAGUUCCUACUGCUCCAAGACCUUUCAAAACUCACAAGAUUUUGUUUUGGAAAUCACUUGGAAUUACCAUGCCUUUGGAAACUUAAGAUAAGCAAGUGCCCUGUGCUAAAGACUUUCAUCUCUAGCCCUUUUUUUGGAGACAUGAUAGCUAGUUCUGAAAAUGUCAAAAACACUUGUGCACUUUCUCUAUUUGAUGCAAAGGUGGCAUUCCCCAAAUUAGAGCAUUUGGUAAUUGAACAUGUGAAGAGCUUGAAUAAGAUCUGGAAAGACCAGCUUGUAGUAGAUUCUUUUUGCCAACUAACUUUGGUGAGCGUGGUUUCAUGUGAAAAGUUAUUGAAUAUUUUCCCAUUUAGUAUGUUGGAAAGGCUUCAAAGACUAGACAAGCUCCAAAUAUGGAACUGUGAUUCACUUGAAGAGAUACUUGAGUCCAAUGAUCCCGCUGUUAGCCAAUCACAAACUCGAAAGGCCACUCCGCUACCUUUGUUGGAAACCGCCACAUGCUUGGAGGAUGAUGUGAAGGAUGAGAUUGUCUUUAGCAAACUCAAGUAUUUGCAACUUUGUGGUCUGCCUAGACUUUCAAGCUUUUGCUUGGUUAAAUGCAAGUUUGAGUUCCCAUUUUUGGAAGAUGUGAUUUUGAUGGAUUGUCCAAGUAUGCAGACUUUCUCCAUGGAUGAAAUAAGAACACCAAAACUACAAAAAGUAAAAUUGACUAGAGAUGAAGAUGAAGGCUUUUGGGAUGGCAACCUAAACUCGACCAUACAAUUACAAUUCAUGCAAAAGAGUCAAGGUGAUUCUGAAAUUGAGAUCAAAGAAAUUGCGGCUCAUGUCCUUUCCAAGUGAAAUUUGAUGGUCUGAAUGGUGUACGCAUAAAUUGGAUGUGAAGUUGUCACAUUGCUUGGUGGCCAGAAUGUUACCUCACUAACUAAUAUUGAUCCCUUUUUUCUACCACAAAAAAGAAAAAAAAAAAAAAAAGACAGAUAUUUUCUAUUUCUCGAACUCAUGUGCAACUUGUAACUUGUAUUAUUAAAUUCAUGCAAAGACC